Molecule: messenger RNA, 2606 nt
Organism: Cucurbita maxima (winter squash)
Lineage: Eukaryota; Viridiplantae; Streptophyta; Magnoliopsida; Cucurbitales; Cucurbitaceae
Exons: 5
Coding region: 1684-2589 (301 amino acids)
Biological process (GO): sterol transport
Molecular function (GO): sterol binding
Source: RefSeq, a predicted model, not a curated record
GUGCCAAUCCCUAAGGAUUCCAAACGAAGUAGAACAAAGUAAAUUCACAGAUCAAGGGAUAAAGAAAAUGGAUAGUCUUCAUAGCUGCAAGAUCCUAGGUCAACGGUUUGCUUGGUUCUUCUCUUCUUGCAUUAUUUUUUUAUAAAAUUUCUGUGUAUCCCAUCUGCUAAACCCCGACGAAGAAGGGAUUCUUCCCGCUCUCCAAUGGUGUUCGUUUCAUUCAGUUUCUCCCACUCUACUCCACCGAAACCCCCAUUUUUCACGCGACCCCAGAGCUUUAUUAUUAGAAAUUCUCAAGUUUUUCCUCAAAUUUGUUAUUACAGAGUUCGAAUUCCAUGGAACCCUCUCCUCUUCUGAUGAAGCUGAUUUUUUCAUUUCUUCUUUGGCUGAGCUUUGUUCCACACUUCUUCGUCACUCGAGUUCAUCUCUGCGAUGAGACAGCUAAGUAUGAUAUCAUGGUGAAAGGAGUAGAAAUAUCUCCCAGCCCCAUAGUUAGGGGUCACCCAACAAAUAUGACCUUAAAUCUAAUCAUAGGUAAGCCAAUCAUUGCAGGAAAAAUGGUAGUUGAUAUUUUAUAUUUCGGAUGGCACGUAUAUAGUGACAGCUAUGACAUUUGUGUUGAGACGUCCUGCCCUUAUACGUCUGGUGAUUUUGCACUUGCCCCAUUUCAAACGCCUCUGGCAUUCUUUGUACCUGGUUCAUAUCAUAUGCAGAUAACCAUUAUUGAUGGACAUGAUAAUAAACUAACAUGUUUUGGCUUUGAUUAUGAAUUGGUGAUUGCAUCACUAUUCGGACAUAGCUAAGAGCUUUUAUUUAUUGAUUACUCAGCUAUUGAUGUUUGUACAUAUAAACCCUUGUAAAGCUCUGUCAUCUUUAGAUCCUUGUUCGUUCCUUGGGCAGACAACUUUUGCACUAUGACCAUUUGAACAACUUAUUCAGGAGAAUUGAGUUGUGAAAAUUGCCAAAAAAAAACUCGGGUUAUUAGAGAGUACCAUACUACUUAUCGUCAUUCUCACGUGGAUUACUUUGUUUUUCGUAGAUACAAAAUGGAAAGAGUAACAAUUAAGUUCUAAAAUAAGUUGUACUAUCUGAGCAAAGGUUCAAGUUUUUUCUUUAUGCUUGCUUUAAUAUGAUCAUCAUUGAUGUAUACAUGUUUCUUCAAAUAGUAUAUUUGAAUCAUUGUACUUCAUAUUGAUGCAUUAUUUAUAUUUUUCUUGGGCUGAAGAUUGUAAGACUCUUGUUAGAUCAGGAACCACGAAAGUACGGUAAAGAAUACAUCUCCAUUGGUAUGAGGUCUAAACCAAAAGCAAAACUACGAGAACUUAUGCUCAAAGUGGACAAUAUCAUACCAUUGUGGAGAGUCGUGAUUCCUAACAGAAAGUACUGUAGAAUAGAUGUAGCUAGUUCGGUAAUCCACCAAAGUUUAUGAACAGCAUAAGCAUGCAUUGUCCCUCGACAAACCACGAAGCUUGUCGAAAAUGGCCACGAAGGUUCCUUUCUCAUAUACCAAAUCAUGAUGGGGUGGGUGGUUUAGCCUCUGCCAUUGACCCUCUUCACUUUGCUGCUUUUCUCAUGAGCAUACACCAAAUAGCCUCCACUUUCUAGCUAUAUUGGAAUCCAGAACUGAAAUUUGAACUGCUAUUUAGUGAUGUGAUGACAAGAAGAAACAGAUGAAGGAAGGAUAUGAAGGGAAGGCUGCUGAAGAAAAUGAAACUCUACCCUUCCAUUAGCUCUUUAAAACAACGCAUUUCUCUUCUAUCAGACCCCACUGAGAAAACUUGUAGCCAUUUAUGUGAAACCCCACCAGUUUUUCAAGAACAAAUUUCCAAGAACAGCAGCAGCAACUUCAGGGUGUCCCUGCCAGUAGUAGAAUGUAGCACCAUAUCCCAACACGUUAAAGAUUUGAAAGACGCAGAAUCUGAACUCGAGAUUAGCUUUAGCGACCGAAACCAUCCCGGUCCGUUCAUAAAAUCUGAGGAAAUCUUGGCUGCCAAGAAAAAUUCGGAGGCUCCAUGUCUAUCAGGAAGAAUCACCAUGGAACCAAGGGGUUGGUUCCAAGUGAAGGUAGACAGUCAUGAAGAACGCUCAUCUUUACUAGACUUUGAAGAGAGAUGUCCACCAGGAGGAAGCGAAUCCGUUAUAUUUUACUCGACGAGCUUGAGAGGUAUUAGGAAAACAUUCGAUAAAUGUAACGGUAUUCGGUUCCUGCUCGAAAGUUUCAAAGUGUUGUUUAUGGAGAGAGAUGUGUCGAUGCACUUGGAAUUCAGGGAGGAGCUGUGGGAUGUCUUGGGGGCUAAGGUGAUCCCUCCACAGCUUUUUAUUAAGGGAAGGUACAUUGGAGGAGCAGAGCAAGUGGUAGGCCUGCAUGAGCAAGGCAAGCUAAGGAAACUGCUGGAUGGCAUACCAUUAGACUUGGCUAAUUCUCCAUGCUCUUGCUGUGCAAACACCAGGUUUCUGGUGUGCCCAAGCUGCAAUGGUAGCCGUAAGGUUCUUAAAGACAACCACGACCACGACCACGACAACAGCUUGUAUAUUAGAUGUCCUGAUUGCAAUGAAAAUGGGUUAGCCAAAUGCCCCAUUUGCUGCUGAAAUCACUAUAAUCUUCU